GCUUGUUAGAGGCAAAAAUUCAGCUACAACUCAAAUCCUUCUCCAGCCCCUAGUAUAUAAAUAAUCUCCCUUCUAUAAGCCUUUUCAUCAUCAACCACAAGCAUUGUCUAUUCAGCUAUCAAACGUCUCCAACUUUCUUGUUAUCAUUCUUCAAGAGAAAACAAUGCUAAGUGUUAAGAAACUCAUCAAGAUGGCUAGGAAAUGGCAGAAGUUCGCAGCCAUGCAGAGGAAGAGGAUUUCACUUCCAAGAAAUGGAAAUGAUGCAGAAAGUUGCAGUACGUCUUCAUCAUUUAUAGCUGGAAAAGGCCAGUUUGUAGUGUAUACAACUGAUCAAAGACGCUUUCUGAUUCCAUUGGCUUAUCUGGAAAAUAAGCUCAUUUUGCAACUUUUAAACAUGUCUGAAGAAGAGUUUGGUCUGCCAAGUGGCGGCCCUAUUAUAUUACCGUGUGAUUCAGCUUUCAUGGAAUACAUUGUUUCACUAAUCAAGAAAGGCGCAACUGCUGAAGAUCUUCACAAAGCAUUGCUCCUCUUGAUUAGUUCAAGUUGCUCUUCAACUUCUUCUUUGCACCAAGAAUGGGGAAACCAGCAACUCCUUGUUUGUUGAAUCAUGUUCAUUAUAUUUAGUAAAUGAUAGCUCAAAAUAGAUUGUAUAUAUAUAUCAGAUUAAAAGUAGGUAGUUGAAACUGUGUAUACAAAUGAAAUUGAGAUUUAUAUGAAAUUUAACCAGAUUGAAAUCUUUCAUUUCUCAAUUGGUGAUUGAAAACUUCUAGCAUUCUCAUCUUGG
Lycium ferocissimum is the source of this 784-nucleotide messenger RNA. Its product is annotated as auxin-responsive protein SAUR68-like. Gene Ontology annotation, biological process: response to auxin. The transcript has a single exon. The record is from RefSeq and is a predicted model, not a curated record. Bases 164 to 604 code for a protein of 146 amino acids. NCBI's taxonomy places the organism in Eukaryota, Viridiplantae, Streptophyta, Magnoliopsida, Solanales, Solanaceae.